This is a messenger RNA of Verruconis gallopava, 1140 nucleotides long. RefSeq lists its product as uncharacterized. The record is from RefSeq and is a predicted model, not a curated record. Lineage: Eukaryota; Fungi; Ascomycota; Dothideomycetes; Venturiales; Sympoventuriaceae. Bases 1 to 1140 code for a protein of 379 amino acids. The transcript has a single exon.
AUGUUCAACAAGAGAGGCAGACAUGUUUCGACUUCUCUUGACCAAGACAAACCAUAUGACGCAGAUGAACUUUCGGACUUGGUGCUUCACAGCGAAGAAACGAACACACCUGGCCGUAAAAUGACGCCGCAUCAGUUGAUGGAAGUUCAUUCGAACAUGAGUCAGAUUGAGGUCCUGGAUUUGACUGCAGGCGAGGAGACUUCGUUUACAUCGUCGCAGGAAACGGAUGAGGAGCAUCAGCCAGCAACGAUACCUUGCAAUAGUCCUCAGAGAACUUCGCAAUGCGAACCUCAGGUGAACAGCGAGUUUAACGAGGCCGCUGAGAACAGUUGUAUGGCGACCAACAUCUCUGAUGUUGGGAUCAUGCAGCCUACGCCGAAAAAGAUUUCAUCUUCAACGAACCUCCAGCCUCGUUGUCUCGCGGAGCGAUUGCGAUGUCCGGAUUGUAUCAUCAUACCCCAAGUGCUCGGGAAAGAAGCACUUUCAAAUCCCUCCAUCAUUGACCAGUUUAUCGCCACACCAGCGCUCAGAGCCAUGCUUGAGCUUGAAUCUCACCCUGAAGAGGUGCUGUGGGCGUCGUUUCUCAAAAACAACAUCUUUGCUCUAGACAGCACGGCCGCGUGCGACAACAUGCAAGUGUGGCUCGACGCAAACCCUUCGCGCUACAAACACGUAACGUCCCUCGUCUUCCAUGACUUCCUAAGCCACCCAAAGGUAUUGCAGACCCGUGCGUAUCCCCACGUGUGGAGCGUGUACCGGCCCAUACGGCUCAUGGCCAAGUGUCCUAACCUCUCCCGUGUCGAGUUACAUACAGACAUACGAUCGCUGCCAGGCUUCCGAGAGGACAGCUAUCUGUGUAAGCUGGACACAUACAAGUUAGCAGACUCGUUAAAUCGCAGACACCGUAUCGGUGAUUUGUUGGGCAAGACGAGCAAGACGUUUAAGGAAAUCACAAUGACGAUAGGAAUCGAGCCUGAUACGUCUAAAGCUAUCGAAGAGGCGUCGCUCGAACCGUGGAGGCGUGACCUUGAGAGUUGUGUUGCCCGUGCUGCGCUAGCGGCUGGCAGAACCAAGGCGGAGCUCACACAGGUGAAAUUUUCUUGCUUGUUCUACAUAUACGGGCAGGAUGGAUACUUUUGA